CUUUUCUUCUACUUCAGGCCAAUGGCUGAGAGAUUGCCAUUGAUCAUGUUCUUCCUUGUUUCACAUUUAUUUAUCUUAGGAGUAACAUCGAGGAACAUUACAAUAGUGAACAAAUGCGAAUUCACUGUGUGGCCAGGGAUCCAAACAACCUCUGCUGAUUAUCCGUUCAACAUCUCUGGCUUCGUUCUCAAGAACGGAGAGAGUCGUGAAAUCAACCCACCAUCUACAUGGAAAGGUCGUAUCUGGGGUAGGUCACGAUGCUUAACCAACACAACGGGAAGUUUCUCAUGCCAAACCGGAGACUGCAACUCUGGAGAAAUCGAGUGCUUGGGAAACGCAGGCACACCUUCUCUCACUCUAGCCAAGUUUAACUUCAACAAUUCUCACGGCAUGAAUAAUAAUGAUAGCUAUGAAGUUAGUGUCAUUCAGGGUUAUAACCUACCAAUGCUGAUUUCCCCACAAAAUGAGCUGACAUGUAGCAGCAUUGAUUGCAUGGCUAUCAACGCUUGUACAAAAUUCAAUUUGCCUCAGAUCUGCUGCGGGAGCAACGACAGCCCUAAUAACAAUUAUGCCUCUGCCGAAAAAUGCCAAGUGACGGUUGACCCGCGGUCAGACUAUCUCAACGAGGAAUGCCGCCGAAAUGCUCUUAACUACGUUGACAAAGCCAACCCCUUUGAAAUGCACAAGCUCCGCUGGCUAUCUUAUCACUUUUUGCCCCUCAAGUACAACCAACAACAACAAGGAGGACGCGUUGGCUCCGUCUCCCUCUCCAGCAUCAAAUAA
This is a messenger RNA of Eruca vesicaria subsp. sativa (arugula), 783 nucleotides long. The record is from the annotation of a GenBank genome assembly. Lineage: Eukaryota; Viridiplantae; Streptophyta; Magnoliopsida; Brassicales; Brassicaceae.